GAGAAAGGUAACCACAGGAUCUGUUGUUUUUCUAUUACACUUUUAAUAAGUUUUGCCAUUGUACUCUGAAACAUGAGAGCAAGCCACCUGCUCUGCUACCUGACCUGGGGCCCCGUGGCAAAACGAAAGAGAGCCUCAGUAGCAACUCGAGCUUUUUGUCAGGAGGCCGGAAAUACUGCUGGGAGCUCCAGGACAAAUCCUGAGGGCUGUUUUUUAACCAGCACAACUGAGCCACAGGCAUGAGAGGGGAAGGAAUUAACUGAAAAACAUCAAGAUUCACUGAAGUGUGUCCAGGAGAACCAUCACCAUUAAACAUCUACCAAGGACUGUUUUUGUCUUUGCGCAGCAGCUACUAACACUCUGGAGGCUGACUGCCUCACGGGGUAGGAAUUUGGGUAAACACAGAGGAUUCACAGGAAGGUUUUGCUUUUCUCCUUGAGCCCCAAUCAUUGGAAGAAGGGAUUCUAUGGGGACCUAAGGGGCAACCACAGAGCACUCAUUACCUGAGGAUCCUUUUUUGCUCAAAACUGAGAGCAGAUCAGCUCACGCCGGCCUCUGCUGAUAUCAGAGUGAUUACAAAGAGAGGAACAGAGACUGAUGACUCAGCCUUGGUCUGUCAGAAACACCAUCAAAAUAAAAUGAACAGAGAAGCGGGGAAAAGGGACCUGCAAUUGCACUGCUGCUUAUAGCUUUCGCCCCUUAAGAAGGACAUCCACGCCUCACUGCAAAGGGAUGUCCGAACACGGGAUGUUUGGUGGGGGCGACAGUUAAAAGAGACUGUCCCUCAUCUUUUAAUAGCACCAUCCACCUACAUUCAGGCUGAGGAUAAUCAUCCUUUGCCGGGAUUUCCAAACAGUGUCCAAGAUGGUAUAGAAAAAAUAAUCUACGGACAGCAUUCUCCUCCUCCCCAAAGAAACUCCUGCCAUCAAUCUCAUGCAAAGCUUUAUAUCUAUCUGGUGAGACAUUGCCUGCAAAGAUAUUAAAUCAGAACGAAAAUCCUACGGACCGCAUCCAUACUGGCAACCAAAGACUUUCUGAAAUGUGUGUAUGCAGACUGGAUCCUGCCAUCUUUAUGUCAAACGAAUUCAGGCUGGCCCACUCACCAAAUGAUGACUUGGCAGGAAAAGUGCAAGAAAACAGAGAAGUACAGCUUGUUCAACACAAACUGAGCUACAGAGAAAGAAGUGUCUCCUUAAUGAAGUUGUUUUCCUCAAAGACCACCUACAAGUCAUGCAUUCAUCAUGAGGUACCUCUGAGGUCCGUCAGCUCUGUAAUGUUCUGGGACAAGUCGCUUUGCAUUUCUCUCACAGAGUUAGAAGGAAGACGAGGAGUUCAGCCUCCCGUGCAGAGGUCGGCUCUUUCCAUUCGCUUUGGUGUCUCAGCUCGCCUCAGAUCCACCGCGCUUAAGAAACCAAACAAUGCUUCCAGAAGCUGGAGCAGUGAAAAAAGGUGCAGCCUGGGUCACUACAGAGGCUCUUUAUCAGCGCUCUGUGACCACAAGGAGGAAAGAGCAUUCAUUUACGGUGUUAAGAUUAAAGCUGAUGACUCAGACACACAGAGUCUAAGCUCUUCUUCUGGAUUAUUGUCAUUCCAAGGACCAAACACUUCACGCACAAAGGCUAGAAGGGAGAAGAGGAAUGCAGAUGAGCCAGUCUCCACUCCACUGCGCAAUUUCAGGCCCAGACUGCACUCUUUUAAUGCUGGACCAGGAGCUGCUGAAGAGUCACAAACACGGAGCAAGGACGCAAGAAGCAUCAAGACAGAUGGAGAACAAGGAGAUGGCAGUUCCACAAAGCCUCAGACAGCUUCCUCUCUGGAUGUAGCUUGUCAUUACUUUCCCCAGCUGAAAAAUGACUCUGUGGAAGCUAUUCCCGAGACUCUCAGCCUCAAAGAGGCUUUAGAGCUCUUCAGGCCAGACUUCAUCAGUCGAUCUCAGGGUCGGGUGAGGGAGCUGAUGCAGAGGGCUCAAAGAAGGAAGGCACUGCAGAAGUCGAACCCAGACCUGCUUCAAGGCUUUAGGGAAGAUCGAGGCACACAAAAGCGGAACUGCACCACACCAGAUCCCCUCAGCGAUAACCUUUUCAAGCCAAAAGAGAGGUCUAUAUCAGGCAGAGAGAUGCAGCUGAGGUCCAGACGGAUUUACAACAAGCUGCCAGAAGUGGCAAAGAAGAAAGAGGAAGAAAAAAAGAGGGCAGAAUCACAAACCAACAGAUUGCGAGCGGAAGUCUUCAAAAAGAAACUUCUGGACCAAAUAUUACAAAGAUGAGAAACCAACAGAGGAAUUGAGAUAAAACAUAAAAAUGGCCAUUUUUGUUUCAUUUAAUUUUAUCAUAAAACAUAAUUCAAAUUCACUGGGUUUUGCAUUCAACCAAAUAUUCACUUAAAUUUGAUUUUUUUUUUUACUAUUAACUGUUUUAAACACUAGAAAAAUCAUUUUUUAUCCUGAGUUUGAACCAUUUUGAGCGUUUUACAAUGACGACAAAUAUGCCUUUUCACAAAAGAAAAUAGCAGUAAAAAUUAAGCCAAUAGUGGACUGCGAUCCUACUGUAAAAUGAUGUAUAUUAAUACUGAGUUUGGUGUUAUAGUAAAUAGUUGAUCAAGUCUGUGCUAUCUAUGAAAAUAAAAGAAUGUUUGAGUUA
This is a messenger RNA of Oryzias latipes (Japanese medaka), 2639 nucleotides long. Lineage: Eukaryota; Metazoa; Chordata; Actinopteri; Beloniformes; Adrianichthyidae. The record is from RefSeq and is a predicted model, not a curated record.